CGCAGGAUGGGCACGUCGCUGCUGCUGCAGCUCUCGGUGCACGAGCGGGAGCUGGACCUCGUGUGCCUCGACCACAGCUACGCCAAGCCCUGGAGCGCGCACCCCGACGCCAGCGCCGCCCGGCCCACCCGCAUGCUCUUCGUCACGCCGCGGCGGCAGCCCGACUGCGCCCUCGAGGCGGACGUGCCCAUCGACGUGGAGACGGUGACGGCGGCGGCGGUGCCGCUCUACGACAACCAGAAGGCGCGCAGCGUGAUGAACGAGUGCGAGCGGCACGUGAUGUUUGCGCGCACGGACGCGGACGCGCCGCCGCCGCCCGACGACUGGGAGGAGCACGUCAACAGGACGGGUUGGACGAUGGCCCAGAACAAGCUCUUUAACAAGAUUCACAAAGCGCUGCAGUCUGACAGGCUGGCUCGCUUGGCCAACGAAGGGGCUUGCAAUGAGCCAGUCCUGAGGAGGAUAGCGGUGGACAAAUGUGCUCGGAGGGUCCGCCAGGCUCUGGCCAGCGUGAACUGGGACACCAAACUGAUCCAGUGGCUUCACACAACAUUAGUGGAGACCCUCAGUUUGCCCGUGUUGGCUGCUUACUUGGAUGCUCUGCAAACGCUUAAAGGAAAGAUCCCCACCCUGAUCGACAGGAUGCUGCUCUCCUCGACCACGAAGACGGGGGCAGCAGGAGCUGAGGCUCUGUCUCUGCUGCUGAAGAGACCUUGGGACCCAGCAGUGGGUGUCUUGUCCCAUAAUAAACCAAGCAAAUUGCCUGGUUCUCCCCUCAUCCUGAUCGCUUCCUCUGGACCCUCCAACUCCAUGUUCCCCACUUCUCGACGGCACCGAUUCUGGCAGUCGCAGCUUUCCUGCUUAGGAAAGGUGAUUCCCAUUGCCACCCACCUGCUGAACAACGGCAGCGGCGUGGGGGUGUUGCAGUGUCUCGAGCACAUGAUCGGGGCGGUGCGAGGCAAAGUGGCCGAGAUUCACAACCACUUCUCGCACAAGCCCAUCAUCCUCAUCGGGUGGAACACUGGUGCCUUGGUGGCUUGUCACGUUUCAGUGAUAGAGUACGUCACUGCGGUUGUGUGCCUUGGCUUCCCUCUCCUAACGGUGGAUGGACCCAGAGGGGAUGUUGAUGAUCCCCUCCUGGAGAUGAAGACCCCCGUCCUCUUCGUGAUCGGUCAGAAUUCCCUGCAGUGCAACAUCGAAGCGAUGGAAGAUUUCCGUGAGAAAAUCCGAGCCGAUAACAGCAUGGUGGUGGUGGGAGGAGCAGAUGACAAUCUCAGGAUAAGCAAAGCCAAAAAGAAGUCCGAAGGCCUGACCCAGAGUAUGGUGGACAGGUGUAUCCAGGAUGAAAUAGCCGACUUCCUGACCGGUGUCCUCACCCGAGCGGAGAGCCACUCGGGCUCCGACCCCCGCGACCUGGACGCCGAGAAGAAGAGGAAGCCGCGCGACUCGACCAGGAGGGACCUGUCCUUUGACUUGCCAGAACGAAGCAGCAGGCCGGCCUCGCCGGCGGCCAAAGUGCCCGCCUCGCCCUCGGGCUCCGAGGAUUUAUCCAGCGUCUCCAGCAGCCCCACCUCAAGCCCCAAGACGAAAAUGGCUGCUGUGUCCUCCAUCCAGAAGCCGAGCCAGAUCUGCAGCACGCAGCUGCUGAAGAGGCCGGUCCCGAGGACGGACACAGUCCUGACGCACAAGCAGGCACAAGCUCAGUUUGCUGCUUUUCUGAAACAAAACAUGCUGGUGAGGAAAGCUCUUCCUCCUGGCACCUCUUCAUGUCUCUUUGUUCCGGUCUCCUCCGAGCCCUCGGAAGGGGCUGAGAAAGACGAUGGGCGCUCGCAGCUGAAGAGGCACCAGCCCCCGAGCCCGAGCCAGUGCAGCAAAUCCGCCAAACGAGCCAAAAUCAAGGUGACCAUUGUCUCGCCCGGAGAUGCUGCCGGUGCGGGGAGCGGAGCGGCCCUCACCGCCCCGCCGCAAAUUGUUGCCGGAAAGCCGGUGCCCGGGGCUGUUGGCCAGGCUGUGCAAGGUGCGAAGGAGCUGUCGGGGCUGCUCACCACCCCAAAGUUGAGCGCGGCGGCGGAGACGUGCGGCGCCUGCACGCCCGGGGCCAUGGCCGGCAGCGCAGCACCCAGCGCUUUCCACGCUCUGCAGAGCAGGCUCGUGGCCAGCGGCGCCCACUGCGUGCAAGCCCAGCCAGCCAGUACCCUCCAAGGAGCAGGGUCUGCCAGCAGCCUGCUGCAAGGGCUGAGCUUCAGCCUGCAGGAUAUCGGCACCAAGUCCCCGGCCAGCGUGCCGGCCGCCGGCUCGCCCGUGCAGAGCUCAGCUGUGAAGACACCCACACCUAUCCAGAACCUGAGCACCAUAACCACGGGCACCGGCACCAUCGUCCGCACCAUCCCCGUUGCCACCUCCUUGUCCCUGGGAGCCUCGGCGAGCGGGAAGCCCACUGCCAUCCACCAGCUGCUCACCAACGGGGGGCUGGCAAAGCUGGCCAGCAGUCUCCCUGGCUUGGCCCAGAUCUCCAACCAGGCAGCAGGCUUGAAGGCCCCGACGACCAUUACUGUGACACUGCGUGGGCAGCCCAGCCGAGUGACCGCGCUUAGCCAGGCUGCCAUGGGCGCCAUCCAGCCUCAGCUCGAGGAGCAGCCCAUGCAGACACAAGCACCACAGUGACCAGCACGAGCCCCAUGAAGACGCUCUACGUCAUGUCGGACGCCAAGCUCUCCG
Messenger RNA from Nothoprocta perdicaria, 2718 nucleotides. It is a transcript of the gene KANSL3, whose product is annotated as KAT8 regulatory NSL complex subunit 3. The transcript has 21 exons. NCBI's taxonomy places the organism in Eukaryota, Metazoa, Chordata, Aves, Tinamiformes, Tinamidae. The coding region runs from base 7 to 2664 and encodes 885 amino acids. Gene Ontology annotation, biological process: positive regulation of transcription by RNA polymerase II. Gene Ontology annotation, cellular component: NSL complex. The record is from RefSeq and is a predicted model, not a curated record.